This is a messenger RNA of Raphanus sativus (radish), 1563 nucleotides long. RefSeq names its product transcription factor UNE10. Gene Ontology annotation, molecular function: protein dimerization activity. Gene Ontology annotation, cellular component: nucleus. NCBI's taxonomy places the organism in Eukaryota, Viridiplantae, Streptophyta, Magnoliopsida, Brassicales, Brassicaceae. The record is from RefSeq and is a predicted model, not a curated record. The transcript has 6 exons. Bases 180 to 1364 code for a protein of 394 amino acids.
UUAACUGAAGGAACCUAGGCUAUAUAUAUGGUUAACUCAAGUUUAAGUCCCCACUCCUCCAUUGCUACAAAAAGUAUACAUAACAAAAAAAAAAGAAACAUUAAAAGAAAGAGAACACCUCAACAACAUAAUAUCCUGUAAAUUUGAUUAUAGCAAUAUAUACACAACUCUGCUUCGGGAUGAGUCAGCGUGUUCCAAACUACCACAUCGAUGAUACUCCAGCGGCCACCGUCCGCUCCACUAAAGCUGCAGAUAUCCCCUUGCUAGACUAUGAGGUAGCCGAGCUGACGUGGGAGAACGGGCAACUAGGGUUGCACGGCUUAUGUCCACCGCGGGUGCCUGCUCCGUCAAAAUACUCCACUGGCGCCGGUGGAACGUUGGAGUCAAUAGUGGACCAAGCUACUCGCUUCCCUAACCCUAAGCCCACCGAUGAGCUCGUCCCAUCGUUUCACCACCACUAUUCCAGGGUCGGCAUGGACGCGCUUGUCCCCGAGCAGCAGAGCCAGCCCGCCACCGGCGUUGGCUCGUGUAGCGAUGGUCAUCCCAUGGCUGGUGUGAAGCGAGCCAGAGUGGCGCCCGAGUGGAGCGCGAGCGGGAGUCAGCGCCUGACCAUUGACACCUACGGCUUCACCUCAACAUCGCUGGAUGAUAACUCCAGCUCCGGCGGGAAGCCUUUCACCAAAACCACCAACAUCGACGAUCAUGACUCCGUCUGCCACAGCCGCCCACAGGUGGAGGAAGAAGAAGAAGGGAAGCAAAUGGGAGGAAAAUCAUCAGCUUCAACCAAGAGAAGCAGAGCCGCUGCUAUUCACAACCAAUCCGAACGUAAGAGGAGAGAUAAGAUAAAUCAAAGGAUGAAGACGUUGCAGAAGCUGGUUCCCAAUUCCAGCAAGACGGAUAAAGCAUCCAUGUUGGAUGAAGUGAUAGAGUACUUGAAGCAACUCCAAGCACAAGUGUGCAUGAUGAGAAGAAUGAACAUGCCCUCCAUGAUGCUUCCGAUGGCCAUGCAACAGCAACAACAACAACUUCAACUAAAUCUCAUGUCCAGUUCCAUGGGCUUAGGGCUUCGAAUGGGGAUGCCUGGCCUAGGUCUUGUCGACCUUAGUUCUAUGAACCGAGCUGCUACUGCAACGGCUCCCAAUAUCCAUGCCAACAUGAUGCAGAACCCAUUUGUGCCCAUGACUUCUACAUCAUGGGAUGCCUCCUCUUCCACCGACCCUCGAUUCCAGUCUCCUCUUAUCCCCGAUCCUAUGUCAGCCUUUCUUGCAUGCUCCUCGCAGCCAACGACGAUGGAAGCAUAUAGCAGGAUGGCUGCUUUAUAUCAGCAAAUGCAGCAACAGCUUCCUCCUUCAAAUCCAAAAUGAUAUAUUAUUUCGACCUUACGUCUACAUGUGUUAUAAAUAUUGACAAUAUAUGCAUAUUCCAUUGUAUUUUAAUUUGUAUGUAUAGGCUACACAUGAACUAUGAUUUACCUUUUAAAACCCUAAAAAGGAUCUGUUGUAUCUGAAUAUUGUCCGAGAAAAUAAUUAUUAUGUUUGAGUGAAUUGGUAACCUCACUCUAAA